AUGGAGACGACAUCAAAUGUCUACUUGCGGAAUAUAGAUGAGCGAUAUACAGCACGAAACAUAUCUCACGAUACACAAGAAUCUUCGACAUCUGUGCGCUUCUCCGCGCCUAUUCAUGUAUCCAACCUCGACUUCGCGCAUAUCUCUCAGAACAGCCCCCCUAAAAGCGCGGUAUCACACAUACAACUAGCUGCAGGCAGUACAAAUCUUGAGACUGGAGGUGAUUCUGAUGAGUCACGGGAAGGAAGUACAAAGGAAAGCUGCAGCGAUGCUAAGGAUAUUCUUGCAUCUGCGCAUAGCAAGCGGAAAGCGCAGAACCGGGCGGCCCAACGAGCCUUCCGCAAGCGCAAAGAACAGCAUAUACAGGAUCUCGAAGCCAAGUUUUCGAAAUUGAAAGAUAGCCAACAACUGCUUCGAUCGGAAAACGAACGGCUAGUGCUCGCACUGAAACGUGUCUGCAUUGAAAAUGAGGUCCUACGCGCCUCCUUCUUACGAUCUCCCACCUCGCCACGACAGGUAGCCAUUAGCUCGCCUGUAUCAGCUACCUGUUCACCGGUCCAAGAUAACAAGGGUGUAAGAGGCAAGACUCUAGCUCCGGAGAUCGCUGGGAACGCAGAAUCUCUCGAAUUAGAAAAGAUUGCGUCCAUUUCAGAGACGAGAAGUGAGGAGACCUCCUCGAAAGAGACCUGGUAUCAGAUACAAUCAGGCCACUCUAUCGGCCAGGAGCUUGCCGACAUCGCGAGUUUUCAUGAACGACCUGCGGCAAACGAAGACUGUCAAGUUGCUCCCAAAGUCAACGUGGCUUCUGAGGAAGUGCAAAGACCGAAACAAAGUGUUGGUAUUGAGCAUGCAAGGCGGUCAUAUCUCAGCCCGAGAGGUUGGUCGUAUCUUCCGUUUUGA
Alternaria alternata is the source of this 900-nucleotide messenger RNA. RefSeq lists its product as hypothetical. The coding region runs from base 1 to 900 and encodes 299 amino acids. Gene Ontology annotation, molecular function: transcription cis-regulatory region binding; DNA-binding transcription activator activity, RNA polymerase II-specific. The transcript is spliced from 3 exons. Gene Ontology annotation, cellular component: RNA polymerase II transcription regulator complex. The record is from RefSeq and is a predicted model, not a curated record. NCBI's taxonomy places the organism in Eukaryota, Fungi, Ascomycota, Dothideomycetes, Pleosporales, Pleosporaceae.